Diaporthe batatas is the source of this 1211-nucleotide messenger RNA. RefSeq lists its product as uncharacterized. The record is from RefSeq and is a predicted model, not a curated record. The coding region runs from base 133 to 789 and encodes 218 amino acids. Lineage: Eukaryota; Fungi; Ascomycota; Sordariomycetes; Diaporthales; Diaporthaceae. Gene Ontology annotation, cellular component: GET complex. The transcript has 3 exons. Gene Ontology annotation, biological process: tail-anchored membrane protein insertion into ER membrane.
CUGCAGCAUCCAGCAGUCAGACCAGCUCUCCACAACCUCAAGGCCACGCUCGCAGCUUUGGCAGCAUGGUCCUGGAGACAUCGGCCGCCCUCCCAUAACUCUCCUCCUCAACACUCAGUCAUACACUCGACGAUGGCGUCCCUACUCAUCGUCAUCUUCGUUGUCGAGCUGGCCAUCGCUGUUGUGAACAGCAUCGGCGCAGCAACCAUCAACGACCUGCUAUGGAAGCUCUACAUCGCGACCCCGCUGGGCACCUCGAAGCAGAUCCGCGACCAGCGCGAGCUACAAGCACGAUACCUCGCGGUGCGGAAGGACCUCAACGCUACGAGCAGCCAGGAUGAGUUUGCCAAGUGGGCAAAGCUUCGGAGGCAGCAUGACAAGAUGCUGGAGGAGCUGGAGAAGAUGAAGACCGGCAUUGACGGCUCCAAGGCGGCCUUCGACAAGACCGUCAGUUCGGCGCGGUGGCUCGGCACGUCUGGACUGCGCUACUUCCUCCCGUUCUGGUACUCCAAGACGCCCAUGUUCUGGCUGCCUCACGGCUGGUUCCCAUACUACGCCGAGUGGAUCAUCUCGUUCCCGCGGGCACCGAUGGGCAGCGUCAGCGUCGCGUCGUGGCAGCUUGCGUGCACGGGGGUGAUCACGCUGGUGGCAGAUACAAUCACGGCCAUCGUCAGCCUGGCAGCGGCGGCAAUGCAGAGCAAGGGCAAGCAGGCCGAGAAACCCGUCAAGGCUACAGCCGACUCUACGAGUUCACAGGGGGAGAAGGACGGCAGCAAAAAGGAGUUAUAGUAAUCUGCAUGGCUAUUCUGUAAACUGGGGUAGUUGUUCUAGACGUGGACACACGACGAAUGUCUGUCUCUCAGCAAUUUUGACGCAGAGUUCUUCAUAGCCGGAGCUGAAACUCAGCAACACGAAGUGAGAUGACUCUUGGCAGAGUGCUUGGGCUCGUUCUGGGCAACACUUUGACUCUAACAACCACUGAGGAAAAAGAUUGCUAAAGCUUCGAAAGUGCCCACAUCCAUCCUGGGGAUGUUUGGUCCUGUCUGGUUCUCGGCGGGCCGUGCUGGCCUGCUGAGAGCCGCAGGCUGAAUUCUCAACCGACCUACCGUGGUGCUCGUCCACCUUCAAGUCAAAGUCUAAAGACUCAGAAGGGUUCGAAAGCGAAAUGACCAGUGUUCACAGGACAGAGGCCGUGAAAGGCUGGUUCUGGC